AUGUCGCUCGUUCCAGUCGAAGAGCAAGAGGAGGGAACUUGGAUUUACCUCGAUGGGAAUCAUCCAAACAAGCAGGAUGCAUUUGCUUCAGAAGAGGUUUGGGCGCGUCGCGAGGCAGCUCGGAUGCGCCAGAUCGCCAUUGGCAAGGCUCGACCCGAAUACCGCCGCUACGUGGCGGAGGAGGGAUGGGACGGGAGACGGGAACGUGGAGGUGUGGAAGGAGGGAACGGAAGGGAAACGGAUCAGCCACUGCGCUCUCCGUGA
This is a messenger RNA of Durusdinium trenchii, 264 nucleotides long. The record is from the annotation of a GenBank genome assembly. NCBI's taxonomy places the organism in Eukaryota, Dinophyceae, Suessiales, Symbiodiniaceae.